AUGUGGAUAUUCGGUUACGGGUCGCUAAUGUGGUACACAGAUUUUCCGUACGAGGCAGUGCAGGGUGGUACCGUGAAAGGUUAUGAAAGAAGGUUUUGGCAACUUUCGCCGGAUCAUCGUGGGACGCCGGAAAAGCCGGGCAGAACGGUGACGUUGAUACCAUCAGAGAAGGGCAGCUGCUGGGGCCUGGCCUACAAAGUUCCGGAGGAUAAAGUCAAGGAAACGAUUGAAUAUUUGGAUCACCGGGAAAAGGCUGGAUAUUCGAUUGCUGACGUUGAUUUUUAUCCGGAUUCUGGAGAAGCGCCUUUCAAGGUUUCUGUAUACAUUUCCCCGCAAAAUGACAACGAAUUCCAUGCGGGACCCACUGAGAUUGAAGAUGUCGCUGUUCAGAUUAUGGAAUGCCACGGACCUUCCGGGCCUAACCUGGAAUACGCCUUGAGGGUUGCACAUGUUCUACACGAAAAGGCCCCACACUUCGUUGACGAGCACGUUUUUGAGCUGGAAAAGUUGUUGCUGAAGAAGGCUCGAGGUUCUGGCACCGGGAUCCAGAUUCUCGAAAAGCUUGGCUACGUUCUGGAAGAUGGCAACACGAUCACGGAAGUGCACACCUUGGAAGUCAAAGAAGUAAAAGACAAA
Molecule: messenger RNA, 636 nt
Organism: Mesorhabditis spiculigera
Lineage: Eukaryota; Metazoa; Nematoda; Chromadorea; Rhabditida; Rhabditidae
Source: the annotation of a GenBank genome assembly